AUGUCAAUUCCCGGUCUUGGCCAGGCUUCUCCAGCCACAGCAACGACAGCGCCGACACUUGAAUCUACAGUGGCUAUCCACGAGCUACAACCUAACACAGAAUGGCGCUUUGAGGUCGCCCUCACCGAUAGGAUCCAACUCAAGGUAUUAACCGGCACCGCUGAAAUCUUUGGUACUGAGCUCGCUCUCAAUCACAACUAUCAGUUCCAAGGUACUAAGUCUUCUCUAUUCACAUGGCACGGCUGUCGAAUAGAAGUGCGAGGCCCCUGUGAAGAAUACAUGGCGGAAGAGACGCCCAUGAUACAAUAUGCAAACACUCAUUUUGCUCUGGAAAAACUUCGCGAUCUGGCGCACCAAGAUGGUACAGAUGGGCCUCGAGUCUUAGUCGUGGGCCCUAUAAAUGCAGGCAAAACUAGCCUAAUAAAAAUACUUACAGCUUACGCCUUGAGGAUGGAUAGACAAAUAAUGGUGAUUAAUACUGAUCCAAGAGAGGGCAUACUAUCAAUCCCGGGGACCAUGACGGCUACACCUUUUGCAUCAAUAAUUGACGUAGAACAAGGCUGGGGUAGUAGUUCUACCAGCACUUCAAGUUCAGUACCAGCAAAGCUUCCAUUAUGUUACUUUUACGGAUUCGGCAAUCCUGAAGAAAAUUCAAAGUUGUACAAGCCAAUCUUAACGAGACUUGCACUUGCGGCAACGAGUAGAGUCGCUGACGAGAAAACUAUUAAAGAGUCGGGAAUGAUCAUUGAUACAUCUGGGGUCAUCAGUCAGGGGAAAGGUGGAUACGAUUUAAUAUCACAUAUUGUCUCGGAGUUUUCGGUAAAUGUCAUUCUCGUCCUAGGUUCUGAGAGAUUACACAGUGAAAUGCUCCGUCGUUUCUCAUCUUACAAGACAAGGACAGGAGAGUCAAUUACCUUAGUGAAACUAGAUAAAUCGGGCGGAUGUGUAGAUCGAGAUGAAGAAUACCUACAACAAAUCAGAGAUGCAUCUAUCAAAGAGUAUUUUUUCGGGGGACCGAUCACGACCUUGAGUCCUCACACUCAGUUAAUCAACUUCGAGGAAGCUUUAGUCUACAAAAUAAAAGAUGGUACUAAUUCUCAAUGUUUUGCACCUGGCGGGGAGGAGUCACUAGAUCAAGAAAUUUUCGAGAAGAUUGAACCUGGUCCAAGGAUGCUGCACUGCAUCUUAGCUGUAAUGUAUGCAUCUAUAGCGGAUCCUCAGGAAACUGUGCGAGACGCAAGUGUAAUGGGUUUUGUGUACGUAUCAGAAGUUGACGAAAAGAAGAGAAAGCUCAAGUUACUUGCCCCGAUGAAUUCUAGAAUGUCAGAUAGACCAUUAGUAUGGGGAAACUGGCCAGAGCCAUCAAUCAGUAUUAUAUAA
Molecule: messenger RNA, 1380 nt
Organism: Blumeria graminis f. sp. triticale
Lineage: Eukaryota; Fungi; Ascomycota; Leotiomycetes; Helotiales; Erysiphaceae
Source: the annotation of a GenBank genome assembly